AUGAUCGACUCACAAGAUAUCAUACUUAUUUCUGAAACAUGGUUCAAAAAUGACUUAAUUAUAAAUAUUAGCAACUACAACUGCUUUUACAAUAAUAGAACAAACAAACAAGGUGGAGGUGUUGCAAUUUUUACAAAAUAUGAUAUAAUCGCUUAUGAAGUAUCAGUUUCACCUUUAUAUAAAGAAGUUGAACAAAUAUGGUGUAGCAUUGUACUUCAUAAAACAAAAAUAUUAGUUGGAUGUAUAUACAGACCACCAAACAGUACUGACCUAAUAAAUAAUGCAAUUAAUGAAUUAAUAAAAACUGCAAAAAAUGAAGUAAUGAAUGGAAAAUACUCAAAUGUAAUAAUUGUUGGUGAUUUUAAUUACCCAAAUAUUAUUUGGAAUGAAGACGGAACUAUCGAGCUAAAGCAAAACUGGCAAACAAGCAGAGCAUUUAUUAAUAACUUGCAAAACAAUUAUUUACAUCAAAGAUUUAAUUUUCGAAACGGAAAGUACAAAGAAAUGAAUCUCAUGUUUUAUAAAGUAAAUUGGGUUGAAAUCUUUGACAAAAUGAAUACAAAUCAAUGUUAUGAAUACUUUUUAAAAAUUUAUGAAAAAGCUUGCAAACAAUAUAUUCCUCGCCACUUCAAACCCACUAGUUCUAUCAAAAAUCCAUGCAUUAAUAAAAAAAUCAAGAAUCUAGUUAGAAAAAAACGUAGUUUAUGGUGCAGAGUUCGUGCUACAAACUUCAAGAACACAAACUUAAAUAAUGAAUACAAACUUAUCAACAAAACAAUUAAAAAACAAAUUAAAAAAUCUACUUUUGAUUAUGAAAUAAACUUAGCAAAAGAUGUAAAACAUAAUCCAAAACGCUUCUAUGCAUAUGCACAAAGAAAAAACCAGACACAUACAAAAUUGCUAGCACUUAAAACUAGUGACAACAAAAUAAUAACUGAUAAAAAAGUAAUUGCUAAUCUACUAAAUUGUAGUUUCCAAUCAGUAUUUGUCAAAAAAAAUCAAGAUUUACCAUAUUUCAGCAAUAAAACUAGUCAUUUAUUUGAAUGUGACUGGGACCAAGAACUAAAAGAAGAAAUUAUAUUUAAUUAUUUAUUAGAACUUAAUGAAAACAAGUCACUUGGUUGUGAUAACAUCAGUCCCUAUGUGCUAAAGCAUUGUGUAGAAGGAUUAUCCAAACCUUUGUCUUUAAUAUUCAAGAAAUCGAUACAUUCAGGAGAGCUGCCAGAAUUAUGGAAAUCUGCAAACAUUACACCACUUUUUAAAAAAGGAGACAAGAAAGAUCCACUCAACUACAGACCUAUCUCCUUAACAUCGAUACCAAAAAACAAAGAGUGGUAA
Messenger RNA from Hydra vulgaris (swiftwater hydra), 1338 nucleotides. Lineage: Eukaryota; Metazoa; Cnidaria; Hydrozoa; Anthoathecata; Hydridae. The record is from RefSeq and is a predicted model, not a curated record.